Messenger RNA from Nicotiana attenuata, 2865 nucleotides. RefSeq names its product putative potassium transporter 12. The transcript is spliced from 9 exons. Gene Ontology annotation, molecular function: potassium ion transmembrane transporter activity. The coding region runs from base 187 to 2691 and encodes 834 amino acids. Gene Ontology annotation, cellular component: membrane. NCBI's taxonomy places the organism in Eukaryota, Viridiplantae, Streptophyta, Magnoliopsida, Solanales, Solanaceae. Gene Ontology annotation, biological process: potassium ion transmembrane transport. The record is from RefSeq and is a predicted model, not a curated record.
AUCAGAACCCAACACCGCAACCAAUAAGAACAACCUUUGUCAGAAAAUGAUUGAGCUGAUAAUGUUGUACGUAGUUACACUAUAGUUAAAACAACUUUUGUCAGAAAAUGAUUGAAGCAAAAAUGGUGUACUAAUUAAUAAUAUAUUUUUGGUGAAGAUUUCUUGUUUUCUUGAAGAGGUGAUAGAAUGAGUAAUAAAGAAGAGAUUGAAGAGAGCAGUGUGACAGAGGGAUUAUUGAGGAGAAAUGGUAGUACUGGAGGAAGUACUGGAUCAUUGAGGUGGGUUGAUGGUAAUGAAUUAGUUGAUCAAGAAGUGGUGAUUGAUAAUAAUGAGGGGAUUAGAGAAAGUAAUUAUGGAUCUGUUAGGAGAAGGCUUAAGAAACCAAAAAGAGUGGAUUCUUUAGAUGUUGAAUCUAUGCAGAUUAAAGGAGCUCAUGGCAGCCAACACAAACAGGAUGUGCCUCUUUUGGCUACUCUUGCUCUAGCAUUUCAAACACUUGGUGUGGUAUAUGGUGACAUGGGCACAAGCCCUUUAUAUGUUUUCUCAGAUGUAUUCAGCAAAGUCCACAUCACUUCAGAAGUGGAUGUCUUAGGGGCAUUGUCAAUUGUGUUUUACACAAUUGCUCUUAUUCCUCUAAUGAAGUAUGUAUUCAUAGUGCUUAAGGCCAAUGACAAUGGAGAAGGAGGAACAUUUGCACUGUAUUCAUUGAUCUGCAGAUAUGCAAAUGUCAAUCUUCUUCCGAAUCGUACGCCUGCUGAUGAAUGCAUCUCAAGUUUUAAGCUCAAAUUGCCCACUCCUGAGCUAGAAAGGGCUGUGUACAUAAAGGAGAUAUUGGAACGAAAAUCGUUGCUGAAAACGCUUCUCUUGUUGUUGGUUUUGAUGGGAACGUCAAUGAUAAUAGGGGAUGGUAUCUUGACUCCAGCAAUAUCAGUUAUGUCUGCUGUUAGUGGACUGGAGGGUAGGGUACCAGGAUUUAAUGCAGAUGCUCUUGUCAUAAUUUCAAUUAUCAUCCUUGGCGCAUUAUUCAGCAUACAGAGAUUUGGGUCAAGUAAAGUUGGUUUCACUUUUGCUCCCGCCCUUGCAUUGUGGUUCUUCAGUCUGGGGUCUAUAGGAAUUUACAAUCUGCUGAAGUAUGACGUAACAGUUAUAAGGGCUGUAAAUCCAGCUUAUAUCUAUCUAUUCUUCAAGAAGAACUCGAGCAAAGGAUGGUCCGCUCUUGGUGGCUGUGUAUUAUGCAUCACAGGAGCAGAAGCGAUGUUUGCGGAUUUAGGUCAUUUUACUGUGAAGUCUAUACAGAUUGCCUUCACAAGCGUGGUUUUCCCCUGCCUUCUGUUGGCCUACUUAGGCCAAGCUGCUUUUCUUAUGCAACAUCCUCAGUCAGCUGGCAGAAUAUUUUACGAUUCAGUCCCAAAUAGUCUCUUCUGGCCAGUUUUCGGGAUAGCAACUGUAGCUGCUAUAAUUGCAAGCCAGGCCAUGAUAUCUGCUUCAUUUUCAUGUGUUAAGCAAGCCAUGGCUCUCGGAUGCUUCCCUAGGGUGAAGAUUAUUCACACCUCAAAAGAGCACAUGGGUCAAAUCUAUAUUCCUGUCAUUAAUUGGUUUCUGAUGAUAAUGUGCAUGCUCGUGGUUGCUGCGUUUAGGAGUACAACAAGUAUAGCUAACGCAUACGGCAUAGCAGAAGUCGGUGUCAUGAUCGUUACCACCACUUUGGUUACAAUUGUAAUGCUACUAAUAUGGCAAACAAAUUUGCUUCUGGCUUUGUGGUUUCCAUUGGUAUUUGGCACAAUGGAGCUCAUUUAUAUGUCUGCUGUUUUAUCAAAGAUCUUGGAAGGUGGUUGGCUUCCUCUUGUUUUCGCCUCUCUCUUCCUCUGUGUGAUGUAUAUCUGGAACUAUGGAAGUGUGUUAAAAUAUCAGAGCGAAGUUAAGCAGAAAAUUUCGAUGGAUUUUAUGGACGAGCUUGGAUGUUCGUUGGGGACAGUACGAGUACCAGGAAUAGGUUUACUAUAUAAUGAGCUGGUUCAAGGCAUUCCAUCGAUUUUAAGUCAGUUUCUAUUGGACCUUCCGGCUAUUCAUUCUGUAAUAGUCUUUGUGUGCAUCAAAUAUGUGCCAGUUCCUGUUGUCCCUCAAGAAGAACGGUUCUUAUUUCGAAGGAUUUGUCCUAAGGACUAUCAUAUGUUUCGUUGUGUAGCUCGAUAUGGCUAUAAAGAUGUUAGAAAAGAAGAUCAUCACUCAUUCGAACAACUUUUGGUUGAUAGCCUUGAGAAGUUCUUGAGAAAGGAAGCACUUGAUCUUGCUUUAGAAAACAAACUGUCUCAACCUGAGCUUGACAGCAAUUCUGUGAUGAGGCCAAGGGACAACGCUGAAGUUGACGUGGACGAGCUUAAGGUGCCACUAAUGCGCGAUCAAAGAUUAGAGAUCGGGACAUCUACCUCAGAACCAUCAAUAACAGCAUCAGUAGAUGAAGAUCCUGGUUUAGAAUACGAGCUCUCAGCCCUUCGCGAAGCCAUUGAAUCAGGAUUUACAUAUCUGCUAGGACACGGGGACGUGAGGGCGAAGAAAAACUCGUGGUUCAUCAAGAAACUAACCAUAAAUUACUUGUAUGCAUUCCUUAGGAGGAACUGUAGAGGAGGGGUUGCAACAAUGAGGGUACCUCACAUGAACAUCAUCCAAGUUGGAAUGACAUACAUGGUUUAAGCUCUUGUUGCAGCCUUAAUAUUCUGAAAUACAAACAUAUAGUAAUGUUAUUCUCCUUGUAGUAUUGCAGUUACAACCUUGAAUAUGGGUUCAGACCUUUGUAAGUGCCUAAUGGACUUGAGUUUUGAAUAUGAUGCGGUGAAAUUCAAAAAUAGCCAGAUUUACAAGUGGUAA